UUUCAUUCCAAAGAGCAAAAGAGAUCGGGAGAAAAAGAGGGAAAGAGCAAAAGAGACGAAAUCCUACUCGUUGGAGUGUGUCUAAAUGCUCAGCUGAGAGCUCAAACCGAGGACGAACACAAACCAAACCCAGGAAUAUGGCCAUGUUUGGGAGUCGUGGAGUAAAGGGGGGCAAGUUCUCCGUUGAGGACCUGUACAGGAUCAGCAAGAAACCUAAAGCCUCGUCAGGGCCAGCAAGCAGCGCCGGGGCAAAAGGAGCUGUGCGAGGCCGUGGGAAGGGGCAGAAAGGAGAAACAGACGCUCUAGCCUCUCAGAUCCUGGAGGCGGCGCACAGACUGGUUGAGAGGCGACGUCUUGAGCUUUACCUGAGAGAGUGUGGCCUCAGCAUCAAUGACUGCCAAUCAGAGAGACAAGCCAUGCUGUACCGAAACCUCGGAAAGUCGGGUCUACGUGUUUCUUGCCUGGGUCUUGGUACCUGGGUGACAUUUGGAUCUCAGAUCUCUGAUGAGAUGGCAGAGAGUGUGAUGACGAUAGCGUAUGAGAAUGGAGUCAAUCUGUUCGACACAGCGGAAGUGUACGCUUCAGGCAGGGCUGAAAUCACUCUAGGGAACAUCAUCAAGAAGAAAGGCUGGAGACGGUCCAGUUAUGUAGUAACGACUAAGAUCUACUGGGGAGGACAGGCAGAGACAGAGAGAGGCCUGUCCAGAAAACACAUCAUAGAAGGUCUCAGAGGUUCCCUGUCUAGACUACAGCUGGAUUACGUGGAUAUUGUCUUCGCCAACCGAAACGAUGUGAACAGCCCUAUGGAAGAGGUAGUACGAGCGAUGACAUUUGUUAUAAACCAGGGAAUGGCCAUGUACUGGGGCACGUCACGCUGGAGUGCCAUGGAGAUCAUGGAGGCGUACUCUGUAGCGAGGCAGUUUAAUUUAAUCCCACCGGUAUGUGAACAGGCCGAGUAUCACUAUUUCCAGAGGGAUAAAGUGGAAGUGCAGCUGCCAGAGCUCUACCACAAGAUCGGUGUUGGAGCCAUGACCUGGUCUCCUCUGGCAUGCGGGCUGAUCACUGGCAAAUACAGUGAUGGUGUUCCAGACUGUUCAAGAGCAGCAAUUAAAGGCUAUCAGUGGCUAAAGGAGCGAGUGUUCAGUGAAGAAGGACGCAGACAGCUGGCAAAAAUCAAAGAGCUCCAUCUGGUGGCUGACAGGCUGGGCUGUACGGCUGCUCAGCUCGCCAUUGCGUGGUGUUUGCGUAGUGAAGGGGUCAGUUCUGUACUUCUUGGUGUCUCCAAUACAGACCAGCUUCUUGAGAACCUCGGAGCCCUGCGGGUGCUGUCUCAGAUGACGCCUCAGACUGUGAGCGAGAUGGGAAAAGAAAGAAGAACAUUAUUUUUAGUUUGA
Molecule: messenger RNA, 1394 nt
Organism: Sinocyclocheilus grahami
Lineage: Eukaryota; Metazoa; Chordata; Actinopteri; Cypriniformes; Cyprinidae
Product: voltage-gated potassium channel subunit beta-2-like
Exons: 15
Coding region: 138-1394 (418 amino acids)
Biological process (GO): regulation of potassium ion transmembrane transport; potassium ion transport
Cellular component (GO): membrane; voltage-gated potassium channel complex; cytoplasm
Molecular function (GO): potassium channel regulator activity; transmembrane transporter binding; voltage-gated potassium channel activity
Source: RefSeq, a predicted model, not a curated record